GCUAUAAGCUUAUUCUUAACAUAUAUGUAACGCUGUAGACUGCUGACAAAUGACAAUAUUUGAUGAUGAAAAUGCAGAGCACUUAACUAUACUCAAUAGUGAUGUUUUUUAAACUGGUUUACAUGCUUCUACAAUAUUAAAAUUUUGAUUUUCGUGAUAAUUUUGGAUUGAUGAAACCUAUUUAUCAAUCUGGUUGCGCAAAAAGAAAGAAAAAGCUUUAAAUGAUGAAGCCAACAAAAAAAUACGGAACUCGCCAGCGGAAAUCAACUUCAAGUAUUUCAUUAUCGCCUAAAAGAUAUAAGAAGAAUGGAGCCAAUCAAGAUUCUUCAGAGCUGUUGAGUCGACCAUCAACAAGUACUGCUUCUGAUUCGCCUUCGACCUACUUUAAAUCGGCUUUAAAUGGCUAUGUGAAAACAAUCUACUUAACAAACGUAAACUUUUUGGAUAUAGAAGAAUUUCUUUUAUCCAAUCAACAAACAUUCAAUGCUGAGGUGACAAAGAAGAUGCAAAUCCAAGAUUUGAAAGUGAAUUGUAGAUUAACGGGUCUUUACAAGAAAGUUACAAAUGAUAAAAUAGUGCGCGAGGAAAAGAAUUUUGAAACUAAAAACACUCUGAUUCUACUAUCAACUGAUUUAGAAGAGUUUUAUUCAAGUAUUAUGAGCAAACUGUUGACCGAAGCAGAAGACUUUAAAACAAGGGAUUCAGGUUGGUCAUUGGAUGAAAUCAUUGCAUUUGAAAUCCGCUUCAAUAAAUAUAAUCCUUUACGGGCUUCGGGAUUCAUCUCGCUUCCACCUGUUAUUAAUAAUAAAGUGGCAGUUGUUAAUGUUAAAAAUGAUGAUAAUGAAUGCUUCAAGUGGGCAAUUCUUUCUGCUCUACAUCCCCCGCAAGCGAAUCCAAAUAGAAUUUCUCACUACAGACCGUUUGCAAACACACUGAAUUUUUCGAACAUUCCCUUCCCCGUUAAACUGCAAGAUGUGAAAGAGUUCGAAAAGUUAAAUGACAUCUCAAUUAAUGUGUAUGGACUGGAUGAAAAAAAUGAAGUGUUUCCUCUAAUUCUCACAGAACAAAAAAAACCUCAGCAUGUUGAUCUUUUAUAUUUGAUAACUGAAACCGAUUUUCAUUUCUGCUGGAUAAAACACCUCUCACGGCUGUUAUCUCCUCAGUAUUCUCGACAUAAUGGAAGAAAGUAUAUUUGCCGAAGGUGUUUGCAGUUUUUUACGACAAAUGAUAUACUUACGAGGCAUGAAGUGAGCUGCAAUCAGCGCGAAGCUGUGCGAGUGAAAAUGCCGACAGAUAAAUGGCUUAAGUUUAAAAACGUAAAGCAUACUCAGCGAGUUCCCUUUGUAAUAUAUGCGGAUUUGGAGAGCUUACUGAAACCCAUAGACUCUUGUGGGCCGUCUCCAGGUGCGUCGUUUACUGAAAAAUAUCAGAAACAUGAACCCAUCAGUUUUUGUUAUUUUGUUUGUGGCAUUGAUGGACUUAAUAAACCACCUUAUGUUUAUCGUGGAAGAGAUGCAGCGAAAAUAUUUAUGGAGAAAAUGCGGGAGGAAGCACUUAUCAUCUAUGAAAAAUAUAAUAAACCGCGGCCAAUGAAAUCAUUAACUAAAAAACAAACACAUCAGUAUGAGUCAGCAACUCAUUGUUAUGUGUGUGAUAGUGAAUUUUCUGUGAAAAAUCGCAAGGUCACAGAUCACUGCCAUGUAACACGGAUAUUUCGUGGGGCAAGCUGCAACAAGUGCAAUAUGCAAAUUACAGUGCCAAAUUUCAUCCCCGUCAUUUUUCACAAUUUUUCCGGCUAUGACAGUCAUCUUUUUAUUAGGGAACUAGGAAAAAACGGAGACAAUAUCAAUGCUAUUGCUGAAAACACCGAAAAAUAUAUUUCCUUUUCUGAGUAUGUUUCAGGAAAAAUUUACCUUCGUUUUAUCGACUCUUCCCGUUUCAUGGCCAGCAGUUUGGAUCAGCUCGCAAGAAAUCUAACUCGUAAUCAAUUUGUCAACAUGAAGAAGUUUUUCUCACGACCACAAGUGCCUCUAGUACUCCGUAAAGGAGUAUAUCCAUACGAUUACAUUGAUCAUGAAAAUAAAUUUAAAGAAACGACAUUACCUCCACCAAGUGCUUUCCAUUCCAAAUUAAAUGACUGCCCAAUUUCUAAUGAAGAUUACGAAAAUGCAAAAAAAGUUUGGCAAACUUUUAAGAUGUCUUCACUUGGAGAAUACUCAGAUCUUUAUGUAAAAACGGAUGCUUUGCUCCUGGCUGAUGUGUUUGAAAAUUUUAGAGAUGUAUGCAUGAGACAUUAUAAUUUGGAUCCAGCCUGGUACUUCACGGCACCAGGAUUAUCAUGGGAUGCAAUGCUUAAGAAAACUAAGAUUUCCAUAGAGCUUCUCACUGACUAUGAUAUGAUUCUUUUCAUAGAAAAUGGUAUUCGUGGUGGUAUUUCACAAUGCUCUCACCGCUAUGGAUCUGCGAACAAUAAGUAUAUGGAAGCCUAUGAUUCAUCGAAGCCAUCUAAUUAUUUAUUGUACUUAGAUGCAAACAACUUAUACGGUUGGGCCAUGUCUCAGCCAUUACCCCUUCAAGAUUUUAAAUGGGUAGAACCACCAACGGAUGUGUUAUCCAUUUCGGAUGAUGGUCCACUUGGUUUCAUCUUUGAGGUGGACUUAGAUUACCCCAAAGAUCUUCAUGACCAACAUUCUGAUCUUCCUCUUGCACCAGAAACCAGGAUUCCACCUGGGUGCAAAGAUAAAAGACUGCUCACAACUCUUUACCAUAAGGAAAAGUACGUUCUUCACUAUCGUAAUUUAAAGUUCUACUUAGAACAAGGAUUAAUAUUAAAAAAGGUUCAUAGAGUUCUCCAGUUCAAUCAGUCCCCAUGGUUGAAGAAUUACAUUGAUUUGAACACUGACCUCCGGACAGAUGCCGCUAAUGAAUUUGAAAAAUCUUUUUUUAAACUAAUGAACAAUGCCGUUUUCGGCAAAACAUUGGAAAACAUCCGUAAACAUGUAAACAUCAAGCUAUGCAGUUCUGAAAAGAAGGCAGAGAAAUUAAUUUCUCGGUACAAUUUUCGUGACAGGACCAUCCUUACUGAACAACUAAUAGCGAUCCACAUGAGAAAAACUGAAAUUACAUUUAAUAAACCUAUCAGCAUCGGAAUGGCUGUACUGGACAUUUCAAAAAUCCUUAUGUAUAAGUUUCAUUAUACGAAAAUGAAAACGAAGUAUGAAGAGAAAAUUAAAUUACUCUAUACUGAUACUGAUAGUUUCAUUUAUGACAUCACUACUGAAGAUGUCUAUUCAGAUAUGAAUGAAGAUUUGGAUAGUUUCGAUACUAGUGAUUAUCCUGAGGAUAAUAUUUAUGGUACUCCUCGAAAAAAUAAAAAAGUUUUGGGAGUUAUGAAAGAUGAGAAUAAUGGAGAGAUCAUGAUUGAAUUCAUAGGUUUAAGAUCCAAAAUGUAUGCUUUUAAAGUCAAGGAACAGGUAACCAAGAAACUGAAAGGUAUUAAGAAAGCAACAAUUGAAAAAAGGAUUGAGUUCGAAGAUUAUAAAAAAUGCCUUUUUGAGAAUCAAGAACUUCAUACCACAAUGAAUACAAUUCAAUCCAAGAGACAUGAGUUAACGUCAGUAACAAUUAAUAAAUUAGCUUUAUCACCUUAUGAUCAUAAACGCUAUGUUUUAGAUGAUAAAGUAAGCACAGUUCCUUUUGGACAUUAUUUAUUUCCAGAAAGUUGAGAAUGACUAAGGGAAAAUUAUAAAUCGAUCGAAAAAUAAUUCUUUUUUGAGUGGAUCUCUUACGAUGGUGUUAUUAAGAGCAACUGACAUUUAUUUGAGACCAUCUCCUUAAACAUAACAGUUUGGAAAAAAAACAUUCGGAUAAGAAAGCACCAUUGCAUAAAUUGAAUGAAUUAAUUUUAUUUUUUUUCCUCUUAAAUGUCAUAUAUGAAAUCCCUUUCAAUAUACAGGGUGUCUCAGUUAAACGUUUCAGAACUCCUAAGAGGGGUAGGGUGCAUCCUGACGACUCGGAAUCAUAUAGCAAUGCGGGGUCAGAAAUGCCUUCCUGAAGCGGGGAUGUACACUGAAGCACCUUAAAGAAAAGACCGUAAGUGAAAAAUCGUUUUAAUAAUACAUUACCACCCUACCCCUCUUAGGAGUUCUGAAACGUUUAACUGAGACAACCUGUAUUUAUUUCUCCAUUAAAAUUGUAUAAUUAAAACAAAACUUUAAGAAAUCUGCUAAGUAUGCUCACAGAAAUGCAAAUUGGAAACCUAAAAAAUAAAUAAAUGAUUCUUCAUUGUUUUAAAUCUUUUGACAUUAA
Parasteatoda tepidariorum (common house spider) is the source of this 4308-nucleotide messenger RNA. RefSeq lists its product as uncharacterized. The record is from RefSeq and is a predicted model, not a curated record. NCBI's taxonomy places the organism in Eukaryota, Metazoa, Arthropoda, Arachnida, Araneae, Theridiidae.